AUGAGUCAAUUAUCAAGAAUUGCAAAAAAUACUUGGUAUAAGGAACCACAAGACAUAAAUAUAGUUGAAAAUGACCAAGGAAACGGGCAGAUUAUACCUUUGCAUGUGAUGGGUAAAAUUUUUGCGGCAGAUUUGGAUCAUGCCAAUAAUACCCAAACAAAAGACGUUGUGGAUAUGAUCCAUGCGCGAAAUUUAUCAAGUAGAUUACUUACUAUUGAGGAUUCUACUGUCAAUGCUAUGUGUCCUCUUUUUGAUAACGGUUCAACUAGCAUUUCUCAAGUUGAAACCUAUCCUGAUUAUAACUUUUUAAAAGAUCCUAACGAUCUCAGUAUAAGAAAAUGCUGA
Messenger RNA from Funneliformis caledonium, 345 nucleotides. NCBI's taxonomy places the organism in Eukaryota, Fungi, Glomeromycota, Glomeromycetes, Glomerales, Glomeraceae. The record is from the annotation of a GenBank genome assembly.